Vollenhovia emeryi is the source of this 1576-nucleotide messenger RNA. RefSeq lists its product as uncharacterized. Lineage: Eukaryota; Metazoa; Arthropoda; Insecta; Hymenoptera; Formicidae. Bases 85 to 849 code for a protein of 254 amino acids. Gene Ontology annotation, molecular function: enzyme regulator activity. The transcript is spliced from 5 exons. The record is from RefSeq and is a predicted model, not a curated record. Gene Ontology annotation, biological process: regulation of hormone secretion; neuropeptide signaling pathway. Gene Ontology annotation, cellular component: secretory granule.
AAACGUGUGUGCAGCGAAAACUGGUGUGCGGCACCUAUCCUCGAGGACAUCCGGUCCACGUCGAUCGGUCAUUUAUCGCCGAUUAUGAUGCACACAUUGGUCAUCAUGCUCUACUGCAGCCUGCUCCUCUUGAUUGCCGUUGCUGCACGGGCGAAUAUUUACUUGCCCUUAAUAAAGGACGUGGAAAGAGCAUGUAAUCCACCAUUCGGAUGUAUACAGGAAGAGGAUUUAUGGACGGAUAAUCUUCUGCGAGAAUUGAUCGAUCAAGUAGGAAAUGAAUUCGCGAGUGUGUCCGAUUCGUACAUGGAAUAUCAGGAGGAGAAAGCGAAAGAACUACCCAUGGAACUGCCGGCCGAUUACGACGGCAUGGACACGUUGAAUCCGAAUCCUAGUAUACGAGAUCAAGAGUAUUUGCAGCACAGUACGCUCUGGGGCCACCAACGAUUCGAUAAUAAUAAAAAUAAUAAUGACAAGGGUUACGACAGACAUAGGAUUCAAUCCGGCCUGAAAGGAUUCAAGGACGAGAAGGCGGAAAAUCCUUUGCCGGCUUACUGCACUCCUCCGAAUCCUUGUCCGGUUGGAUAUACAAGUGAGAACAAUUGCCUCACCAAUUUCGAAAAUACAGCGGCGUUCAGUCGCGAUUAUCAAAGCGCGCAGGACUGCAUGUGCGACACGGAACAUAUGUUAGAAUGCUCCAACGAUUCCGGAAACAGCAACAGUUUGUCGAACAUGCAUAUUUCCAAUUCCGAUCUCAAUCAAAUUGUCGAACAGUUUCAGGACGAAAAUCCAUUCUUUCAAGGAGAAAAAUUGCCGAUAGCUGCAAAGAAAGGCAUACACGUGAUCGAUUAAAGACUGCAGAAAUAAACUCGAAACGAAAUUAUUGAGAAACAAACGUCAGAACAUAUACAUAAUACAAACAUUGAUUCAAGUUGUAAACCGAUCGAAAAACGGGCUUCUAUUCAGAUACCGACUAUUAGAUGCAUAAUUAGGCACCGCCUAAUAAUAAUAAAUUAAACACACGCAUUUACGCAGCGUUAAAGCGUCAAACAUUGAGAAACGUUGUAACGUUUCCAAGUCUGAUGAUGCACGGACAAAGUUCUUAAAUGGACCACGGCUGUUUAUCAGCGGGUAUAUUAAAGUAUAUAUAUAUAUCUUUUUCUUUUCAUAGAACAUUAAUAGAGAUCUUGCCAGAUACAUGUGAUUAUAUACGUGUACGUUUUAAAAUUAUCAAGUGUCUACAGUUGCAAUUAUUCGGUUUAUAGAACAAUUUUCGUACAAGCUGACAUUUUUUCAAUCUACAGAAAUGCAGAGUGUUUCGUGAUGUUUGUAAGAUUCUGUAUUUUAUAGAAGACUUUCUGUAUUGGGUAGCGAUUGAACACUCUAUUAAACAUAUCCAGAUAAAUAUUCAACUUUUUCAUAAAGUUAAAGAGAAAUCUAUCAUAGAAGUCGACUUGGAUGUACGUACACAUAAAAUAAUUCUGAUAUAGUAAAAUGUUGUAUAAAUUGUAUACACCAUAAUAUGUAAUUGUGUUUUGUCAAUUAUAUUUUAUUUUAAUAUAUAGUGUAUCAAACAAAA